AUGGCCAAGCGGCCGCGUCCAAGUGCCUCACAAGAGGAUCUCCAAGAAAGGGAUGAAGCGAUUGACGGGAAAUUGUUGCGCUAUCAAAUAGCACAGCUUGGUGCUUCCUUGCAAGCUCGACAGGAGGAGCUGCAGAGGCUGCAGAGCCGGGUGGAAACCCUAGAGCGGGAACUGGCAGAGCAUGAUGUUGCGCAAAAGCCCGAGCUUCGGCCCGAAUGGGAGCCUCUUGUCCAGGCUGCAGUGGCUGCGAGGAAGGUAGAGCGUCUCGAGCAGGACCUCGAGGACGCCCGCCAACAGCUCACGCAACAGCGGCGUCUUCUCGUUCGUUUAGAGUGCGGAGUCUCUGUUACCGGUACCAGCACUGCGACUGAUCAAGCACCUGUUCCCAAGCCAGACUCGUCACCUGCUUCGGAGCAGUCGUCAGCGCCGGAACGCAACGAUACGCUAGCGGGCACUGCGGCCGCAGAGGCGCCAUCGUCGACCUCCGCUGGGCCUCAGCAAGUCGACACAAAGCAGGUAUCCGUCCUACAGUCCCAGGUAAAUGAACUGGAAACAAGGAUUAGUCUUUUGGCAGAGGAACUCGCACAGGAGCGUGAACUCGCUCGAGCCGUUCGCGAACAACUCGAGAGCAGCGCGCGGGAGAAAGCGGAACUAGCGAGUGCACUCCAGGUCGCCCAGGAGCAGGCACAGAACCCAGAGCCAGAGGUUAUUCGGGCGUCGGCCACCUACAAGAGCAUGGAGGCCCAUUUACUGAUUCUUCUGCGGGCUGAACAGAAAUGGAGUCAGGAUCGGGAAGCGCUUGUCCGCGAACGCGAUGAGCUCUUGAUUCGCGCUAACCAGGAACAAACAGUCGAGAAGCGAGAGCUCCUUAGCGAGAUCGAGAAGCUCAAAGCAAAAAUAAAUGAGAAGAACACGGAAACGGAAUGGCUGAAGGAGAAUGUAGCCAAACUACAGAUGAUGUACGAGGAGAAGAAAAAAGUCGCUGUUGAUCCCGUGGUUCUAGACGAGACCAGCAGAGCUGUACGCCAACUGCAGGAACGGAACGCGGAUCUCAGCACGAAAUUACAGAGCAUACGGACAGCCGAAGCGAUCGAGACCUUGUCGUCCAGCUUGACCAAGGCGGAGGCCUCCAUCGCACAACUCACGGAACGCCUUAUCGAGAAAGAAGCAACCCUAGGCAAAGUGCUCGCGGAAAGGCUCAAAUACAUUCAGCAGCAACUGACGUUAAAGGAGCAGCUGAAAGUGGAAGCGAAUCGCGCCGAGAAAGAACACGAGCUCUCGCAACAAAUCAGCCAUGCAUUGACUGCAGCACGGAAUCAGGUGUCCGAGCUGCAGAGCCAGUUGGAGAAAAUGAGUAGCGAAAUGCGUAUUGUUCGCAAGCAAGCCGACAUCGCCCGCCUCGGCGCCGAAAAGAGCGCGGCGGAAGCGUAUACCCAGCGGCAGUUUGCCGAGUCCGCCCAAUCGCAGGUAAGACGCCUCAGUGGAGAACUGGCUCAGCUUCGUGGUCAGAUCGAACAGCAAACAGAGGCGCUGCGUGCUGCAGACGAAGCGAAAACGCGUAGCGAACGACGCGUGUCGCGGCUGGAGCACGAGCUCGAACUAUUACGCAAGCGCAACGCUGCAACGAGCGCUAGCGAUGUCGACUGGCAACACGAAAUGAUCGAAGAUAUGCGACGCAAGCUCUACUGCACCGUCUGCAAAGCUCAGGAGAAACAGGUUACACUGCUUCGCUGUUUUCACAUGUUCUGUCGGGAUUGCAUUCAAACGAAUAUCGCGAAUCGAAAUCGCAAAUGCCCGUUAUGUGGCGAAAAAUUCGGCACCGACGAUGUGAAACCGAUCUUUUUCGUCUGA
Molecule: messenger RNA, 1851 nt
Organism: Cyanidioschyzon merolae strain 10D
Lineage: Eukaryota; Rhodophyta; Bangiophyceae; Cyanidiales; Cyanidiaceae
Exons: 2
Coding region: 1-1851 (616 amino acids)
Cellular component (GO): nucleus; HULC complex
Molecular function (GO): ubiquitin protein ligase activity
Source: RefSeq, a predicted model, not a curated record